UCAGCCCAUCUAAUACCGUCAGAUCAAUUCCCUCUCAUUUCUAAUCAUAAGAACUCAGCUAUCGUUUCCAAUUGCAUCGAGAAUAUACAUACAAAAUCAAACAUCGACACACAAAUCGAUCGAUCUGAAGAGAUAAUAUGAAAGCCAUGGCAGUAGAUUACUUUCAAGAGCUCGAGGAGCAAGGCUCCACCAUGGCCAUGGACGUCGACGACGAAGCUCUCGAGAUGUUCGGCGAGGCUCCCAUCACUUUCGAUCACCACCGGCUCGCCGACGCCGACUUUUUCAAUUCGUUCGAUGACGACUUUGAUGACGCUGACAUCAAUUGAAUUGAACCACUACUAUCUCCUUUUAUAUAAAUAUCUGUCUGUUCUAGGGUUUGCUUUCUAAUGUCAACAUUCCUUGCGUUACUAUUGCUAUUGUUAUGUUGUGUGUACUGUGUUUCUGAAUGUUAUUGAUAUCCUAAUUGCCUUUCGUGUUGUA
Molecule: messenger RNA, 480 nt
Organism: Daucus carota subsp. sativus
Lineage: Eukaryota; Viridiplantae; Streptophyta; Magnoliopsida; Apiales; Apiaceae
Product: small acidic protein 1
Exons: 1
Coding region: 138-326 (62 amino acids)
Source: RefSeq, a predicted model, not a curated record